AUGCAGCUUGUUGUCUGUCGUAACUUGAGGGGUAACCUCGUUGAUUGGUCGUCCCUUCCACCCGAACUGCUGAUGGAGAUAGUUCCUUACUUACAAUCCAUAGAAGAUUUCAUGGCAUUCCGAGGUGUGUGUACUUCUUGGCGAGUCAAUGUUGCCGUUGAUAAAUUCUUGACUCCCUUGUCUCCAAGAAUUCCGCUCCUUAUGCUUGCAACAAAAGGAAUAGCGACGAAUGUAUCGAACAAUGUCUUUCCUUCCACACACGUGAAUUUCUACAAUGGUAGAUUCUACAUUAUGGAUCCCUGGAUAAAUAUGUGGGUUUGGGAUGGUAAUUUGCCGCCCGUUGUACACCUUUGUUUUUCCUCAAUGAUCACCCUACCUCAUCAAAUAUUCCACAUGUAUUUGGUGAAAUCGUCAUCCUCAUUAGAUGGAGGUCAAGGAAAGUUACUGUUUGUUAUACGCCUCCAUCAAUCCCCCAAUCGUCGCGAUCGAGUUUUUGUGGUUGGAUCGGAUACAGUGAACAAUGCUUUCAAGCUCAUUGAUCAUGUAGGAGGAGAUGCCAUAUUUGUGGGAUACAAUGCUGCUGUUUCGUAUUCAGAGGCAGAAGCAAGGGAAUUGGAAUUGAAGGGAGUUGAACAAUACCUCCCUCCGCCCUUUAAAGUUGAUUCAGUUCAUGGAGUUGACCAUUUCCUGAACCCACCCUUGUGGAUUUCUUCUGGCCCUUAG
Messenger RNA from Oldenlandia corymbosa var. corymbosa, 723 nucleotides. Lineage: Eukaryota; Viridiplantae; Streptophyta; Magnoliopsida; Gentianales; Rubiaceae. The record is from the annotation of a GenBank genome assembly.